Anolis sagrei ordinatus is the source of this 502-nucleotide messenger RNA. It is a transcript of the gene RPL31, whose product is annotated as ribosomal protein L31. The record is from RefSeq and is a predicted model, not a curated record. Gene Ontology annotation, molecular function: structural constituent of ribosome. Gene Ontology annotation, biological process: cytoplasmic translation. NCBI's taxonomy places the organism in Eukaryota, Metazoa, Chordata, Lepidosauria, Squamata, Anolidae. Gene Ontology annotation, cellular component: ribosome; cytosolic large ribosomal subunit.
UGCGCGUCUCUCUGGUUUUUCCGCCUCCCUUGGUUUCCUCCCGUGGUGCCCCGCGCCCUCCUUUUCGGUCUGGUCCUGAGCAGGAUGGCCCCCGCAAAGAAAAGUGGCGAAAAGAAGAAAGGGCGAUCAGCCAUCAAUGAGGUGGUUACUCGGGAAUAUACUAUAAACAUUCACAAACGGAUCCAUGGCGUGGGCUUCAAAAAGCGGGCACCUCGUGCUCUAAAGGAGAUCCGUAAAUUUGCAAUGAAAGAAAUGGGGACUCCUGAUGUACGCAUUGACACCCGCUUAAACAAAGCUGUCUGGGCAAAAGGAAUAAGGAACGUUCCUUAUCGCAUCCGUGUGCGUUUGUCUCGAAAACGCAAUGAAGAUGAAGAUUCACCCAAUAAACUGUACACACUGGUUACGUACGUGCCCGUGACCACUUUCAAAAGUCUACAGACGGUCAAUGUGGAUGAAAACUAAACUUUUAUUACAAUAAAAAUUGUAAAAGUGAUCCUAACAA